AUGCGGAAACAGCGUUCUUUCUGAAAUGCAAGUAUACACGGGGAAGAAAGAUGGCGGCGUGCAACAAGGACUUGGGUAUCAAGUUGUUUACGAUUUGACUCGUAAAGUCGCAGGAAAAGGUCACCACGUCUUUUGUGACAACUUUUUUACUUCGGUAAAGCUAGCAGAAGACUUGCUAAAGGAUAGCAUCUAUCUCUGUGGUACAACGAGAAGCAACCGAAAGGACUUCCCGGCCGAACUGAAAGACGCCGCUGCGAUAAAAAAGCUUCGCAGAGGAGAGUCAAUAUUCCGCCAGAAGGGCAAUGUUGUUUGUACCAUAUGGAAGGACAAAAAGGCAGUUGCCUUUAUUAGCACCCAAUGCGAAGCAAAAGGCAUAGAGACCGUCAACCGCAGACAAAAAGACGGCUCUAUUCUCAAGGUCGAUUCCCUUCCCGUUGUCACGCUCUACAACAAGUUUAUGGGCGGCGUUGACAAAGCUGAUCAGUACCGGCAGUACUACGAGGUAACACGGCACGCUCAGAAAUGGUGGAGGUAUUUGUUUUGGUUCGGAUUAGAUGUAGCAGUUGUUAAUGCCCACAUCCUGAUGAAUUUGGCGCCGAAUCACCCUAGUCUGACGCAGUUGAAGUUUAGAGUGGAGCUUGCUAGGGGACUUAUCAAUGGUUUCUCUUCGCGCAAGCAUGCUGUGCAUGAGGGCAGUAUUCAAGACGGUCACUGGCCCAUGCAGAUGACAAAAGGGCGAUGCAAACGAUGCCUGAAGAAUGGGAUAACAAAGUUCUGCCGACAAGGAUGCGAAAAGUGCGCUAAGCGCUACUGCUUGAACUGUUUCAAGAACCAUAACCAGGACCAAUAGGACACAAAUUACUGUCAUGGCGCGAAAUUCAAAACGCACAAUCAAACAUAUUUUGGAUUUGUAUCGAGAUUUUGUGGUUUUACAUGCUAUAACAAAUACAUUUGAAAUAAAAAAAACAUGCUCAACAUAAUAACUGUAUUUUUAUUGUAGAUUUUGAUGUAAUAUGAAAGAUAUUGACUUGUAAUUUUAGGAUCAGAUGAUAAAUAGGUGCACUUUGUAAAUAACCAUUAUUUCAACUUCAAGUUUUAUAAAAUCUUAUGGCACAUUCACCCUAAUUAUGUACAUCAAUGGAUAGGGAAUUGUCUUGGCAAUAAACAUUUUUACUAUUGUUAAACAUGA
This is a messenger RNA of Nematostella vectensis (starlet sea anemone), 1189 nucleotides long. Its product is annotated as piggyBac transposable element-derived protein 4-like. Lineage: Eukaryota; Metazoa; Cnidaria; Anthozoa; Actiniaria; Edwardsiidae. The transcript has a single exon. The coding region runs from base 26 to 850 and encodes 274 amino acids. The record is from RefSeq and is a predicted model, not a curated record.